GUGCUCGAGUCCCGAGGAAGUCAGUCACGGAGUCACCGUGAGACAACAGCCGCAAAAUGCCGAAUAAAACUAAAAAAGAAAAGGAACCAACCAAAUCCGCGAAAGGCAGCACGAAAAACAGUAAUGUCAGCGGUGGGAAGGACACCGGAAAUGAAAAUGCAGAGGAGGCGCAGCAGCAGCAGACGGCGAACAAGCGUCCGAGCAACAGCACGCCUCCGCCCACCCAGCUGAACAAGAUCAAGUACUCCGGGGGCCCGCAGAUCGUCAAGAAGGAGCGCCGCCAGAGCUCCUCACGCUUCAACCUCAGCAAGAACCGCGAGCUCCAGAAACUACCUGCUCUCAAAGAUGCGCCUCCUGUGGAGCGGGAGGAGCUGUUUGUGCAGAAGCUGCGUCAGUGCUGCGUGCUCUUUGACUUUGUGACCGACCCCCUUAGUGACCUCAAGUACAAGGAGGUGAAACGCGCCGGCCUCAACGAGAUGGUGGAGUACAUCACCCACAACAGAGACGUGGUCACGGAGUGCAUCUACCCUGAGGGCGUCAUCAUGUUCUCAGUGAACCUCUUCCGGACGUUGCCCCCCUCGUCCAACCCCACGGGGGCGGAGUUUGACCCUGAGGAGGACGAACCCACGCUGGAGGCCGCCUGGCCUCACCUACAGCUGGUGUAUGAGUUCUUCCUGAGGUUUUUGGAGUCUCCUGAUUUCCAACCGAAUGUCGCCAAAAAAUACAUCGACCAAAAGUUUGUCCUGUCUUUGCUGGAGCUGUUUGACAGUGAGGAUCCUCGGGAGCGGGACUUCCUGAAGACCAUCCUCCACCGCAUCUACGGGAAGUUCCUGGGCCUCCGCGCCUACAUCCGCCGCCAGAUCAACAACAUCUUCUACAGGUUUAUCUACGAGACGGAGCAUCACAACGGCAUUGCAGAACUUUUAGAAAUUUUAGGAAGUAUUAUAAAUGGCUUCGCUCUGCCUCUGAAGGAGGAGCAUAAGAUGUUUCUUAUUCGGGUUCUGCUGCCACUGCACAAAGUCAAGUCUCUGAGCGUCUAUCACCCACAGCUGGCGUAUUGUGUUGUGCAGUUCUUGGAAAAGGACAGCAGCCUUACUGAGCCGGUGAUCAUGGGCCUGCUGAAGUUCUGGCCCAAGACGCACAGUCCUAAGGAGGUGAUGUUCCUUAACGAGCUGGAGGAGAUCCUGGACGUCAUCGAGCCCUCGGAGUUCGUCAAGGUCAUGGAGCCGCUCUUCAGACAGCUAGCCAAGUGUGUGUCCAGUCCCCACUUCCAGGUGGCAGAGAGAGCCCUCUACUACUGGAAUAAUGAGUACAUAAUGAGCCUCAUCAGUGACAACGCUGCCAAGAUCCUCCCCAUCAUGUUCCCCGCACUCUACAAGAACUCCAAGAGCCACUGGAACAAGACUAUCCACGGUCUCAUCUAUAAUGCCCUGAAGCUCUUCAUGGAGAUGAACCAGAAGCUGUUUGAUGACUGCACUCAGCAGUACAAGGCCGAGAAACAGAAAGAGAAGUACAAGCUAAAGGAACGAGAGGAGGUCUGGCACAAGAUUGAGGAGUUGGCAAAACAGAAUCCAAACAUGCAGUUAGUUCCUGAACUGCGGCCUGGCCAUCCAGAUGAGUUUAUGAUGUAUAAUGAUGCCGGGGUGCCGCUGUACUCCAUGGAAACUGAGACCCCGACAGCAGAGGACAUUCAGCUGCUGAAAAAGACUGUGGAGACGGAAGCUACGCCGGGCAUGAAGGAGCUUAAGAAGGAGAAGGUGUUGAUGCGGCGCAAGUCGGAGCUCCCUCAAGACGUCUACACCAUCAAAGCCCUGGAGGCUCACAAGCGGGCGGAGGAGUACCUGACAGCCAAUCAGGAGGCCCUCUGACCGCCCUUCCAGCCAAUCAGGAGCCUCUCUGACCGCCCCGCCCCUCCUGAUGCGGCUCUGAUUGGCCCGGGUCAGUCUGUCUGAGAUCCGGCCCAGACUCGGCUGCUCCCCCACCCCUCCUCCUCCCUCUGAUUGGUUCAUCCUGCCAUCAGUCAUCUGCUAUUUCUCUUUUCAUUUGUCUCUCUCUCUCUGUCCCCCCCACACACACACACACACUCAAACACAGAGGACCACUGACCGCCGCUGACAGACCACCGCUCCAAACACACACACACAGGCCCAGUUGUGUGUGGAGUACAGUGAGCAGUAGAGUGUGUCUGUUGCCUGCAGGCAUGUGUGGGCUUUGAUUCUUUGUUUGUUUGUUUGUUUUCUGUUAAUCUCCUGUGUAUUUGUUUGUUUGCAGUUUUUUGCACUCCUGCUCUGUUUGUCUGUAAGCACAGCUGACCCCCC
This is a messenger RNA of Alosa alosa (allis shad), 2318 nucleotides long. It is a transcript of the gene ppp2r5d, whose product is annotated as protein phosphatase 2, regulatory subunit B', delta. Gene Ontology annotation, cellular component: nucleus; cytosol; protein phosphatase type 2A complex. Gene Ontology annotation, molecular function: protein phosphatase activator activity. The coding region runs from base 57 to 1868 and encodes 603 amino acids. NCBI's taxonomy places the organism in Eukaryota, Metazoa, Chordata, Actinopteri, Clupeiformes, Clupeidae. The record is from RefSeq and is a predicted model, not a curated record. Gene Ontology annotation, biological process: protein dephosphorylation; signal transduction. The transcript is spliced from 17 exons.